Messenger RNA from Mesorhabditis spiculigera, 493 nucleotides. The record is from the annotation of a GenBank genome assembly. NCBI's taxonomy places the organism in Eukaryota, Metazoa, Nematoda, Chromadorea, Rhabditida, Rhabditidae.
AUGGAGACACCAACCACGACAACUACUGCGCUUACGACACCCGCACACAGUUCACUGGAACUCGACGGAAUGGCCUCCACCUCAACCGUCGAAGAAAUCGUGAAAUCAGUCCUCAGCCUCCAUAAAAAUUCUCUAGCGAAUAUGAGGUCAACGGCUAGACACAGCAAUGCCACUUCCAAUGGAUACGCUAGAUGUCAUCAAUGUUCUCGUCUGCUGAGCACGACGUCUGGGUCUCUCAUUUCUCAUGCUAUCUCUCACUAUCCGGUCAAGCGAUUUGGAUGUCCGCAUUGUGGAUCGCAAUUUUUUAAGAAAAGCAUGUACCUGGAUCAUGUGAAGAGUGCGCAUCCGGAUGAGAAGGCUAUCGAACCCGUGGAUUUACGGACUGAAAACCGUGACCCAGCGAACGAUGCGAUCCGUUCAGAGUGGCGUCGCGUAGCCCUUGAAUGUUUCCCCAGCCAUUCACAUCUUUUCAAAUCGGCCAAAACACCGACAA